This is a messenger RNA of Cherax quadricarinatus, 4586 nucleotides long. Its product is annotated as proliferation-associated protein 2G4. Lineage: Eukaryota; Metazoa; Arthropoda; Malacostraca; Decapoda; Parastacidae. The record is from RefSeq and is a predicted model, not a curated record.
AGUGUUGCUGAUGUUUCCCGCCAGUGAAGGUUGAGCAUCCACGUGAGGUGGUACCACUAGUUAUUUUUACCUCCAGCACUCAGAAUGAGCGACCAUGACGACGAGCACACCAUCGCCGAGGACUUGGUGGUCACCAAGUACAAAAUGGCCGGCGAGAUCGUCAACCGUGUGCUGAAGCUUCUUGUGGCAAAAUGUGAACCUUUGGCAUCAGUUCGUGACAUCUGUGCUGAGGGUGAUCGAUUACUAGAAGAAGAAACCAGCAAAGUUUUUAAAAAAGAGAAAGACUUAAAAAAGGGCAUAGCUUUUCCAGUAUGUGCUUCCGUCAACAACUGCAUAAAUCACUACUCACCUCUUGCCUCAGAGGGCGACACAAUAUUACAAAAUGGCGAUCUAGUCAAAAUUGAUAUGGGAGCACACAUUGAUGGUUUUAUUGCAGUGGUGGGACACACACUGGUUGUUGGAGCUUCUAAAGACAACAAGAUAACUGGGCGUCGAGCAGAUGUGAUGCUCGCAGCACAUAAUGCAGCAGAGGCAGCAUUGCGCCUAGUCAGACCUGGCAACUUAAACUUUUCUGUUACGGAUACUGUCACCAAGAUUGCAGAGGUAUAUAAAUGUAAACCAGUGGAGGGCAUGUUGUCUUUCCAACUCCAACAGGGACGGAUUGAUGGAGAGAAAACUAUAAUUCAGAAUCCCACAGAAGCUCAGCGUAAGGAGGUUGAAAAGCAAGAGUUUGAGACGCAUGAAGUUUAUGGUGUUGAUGUUUUAAUCUCCACUGGAGAAGGCCAGGGCAAGGAGGCCGAAGCUCGUGUCACAGUCUUUAGGAAAACAGAGGAAAGUUACAAUUUGAAGCUCAAGGCCUCUCGAGAAUUCUUCAGUAAGGUCCAGAAAAACUAUGGAACAAUGCCUUUCAAUAUUAGAUCAUUUGAUGAUGAGAAGAAGGCUCGUUUGGGGGUAACUGAGUGUGUGGCUCACAAAUUGGUGGACCCUUACCCUGUUCUGUGGGAGAAGAGUGGCGAGUUUGUGGCUCAGUUUAAGUUUACUGUGUUGUUAAUGCCUAGUGGACAACACAAGAUCACAGGCCUACCGCUUGAUGCUCAGAUGUUGGAUUCACAGUACAAGAUAGUAGAUCCUGAACUGAAGCAAAUUAUUACGGCAUCAAUUAGCAAUAAGAAUUCAAAGAAGAAGAAGAAGAAGGCUGAGAAGGAAGCGGCGACAGUCGUAAGAAGUGAGGACUAGCAUUAAUCAGAUUAAACAUUGUUGUGUCAAACCCUAGUAAACACCCAGUGAUCCAGGUGGUACCAGAUGGUCUGUGUUCCCAGGAGAAGUCCCAUAAAUGUCAGUACAGUACUAAUAAUUAUUUUUUUGGGGUUAGUAAUCUCUUAAUUCUCAUCCUAUCAGUUUAAUCUAGGUACAUCACUUCAUGCUCAUAAUAAUUUGCUUUUUUAUUUAUAGUUAAUCACAACUUUUCUCAGUUGUUUAGUGGUGCAGUGAGCUCUCUUUAGUUGAUUUGUACUUAGACUUUUUGUUUUUCCCUGUGAAGUCUUGUAUUGUUUUUGCCUUUUAUAUUGUGUGUAUUGUGAGGAUUUUUAUUUUUGCUAGCACAGAAAGUAACUGAUUUGACAUGCAAGGGAUCUGGGCAAUCUCACAGGGGAUGAUGUAAAGUUAAUGAAUUCAAAAUGGGUGUAGCAUUCCAGCCGCAUUUUUAGUAACCCCCUACAUAUUUGCUGCUUUCAAACUGUACCCCCCUAUCCCCUAGACUUGGUAUUUUAUAACUCAAUCUGUAAUACAUGGCAGAAUGUACCAUCUGGGUUGAUGCUUUUAGGUGGGUUGUUUACUACUGGCAUAAAGUGAAUGUCAGUUUGGUUCUUAAUGUUGAAAAAUCUGAAUAUUUUGCACUUGUAAAUUUUGUGCUAGGGUGAAACAACUUUACUAGCUGGUAUCCUUGGAUAAAUUUAAGUGGGAUGGAUGCACAUGAUCAGCCCACUGUUUACUGCCAGUCAUGUGCACUUGCAACAGGUCCCCUAUCCAGUGUCUUUGCCUCAGAGGUUAUUUUGUAUAUCCUUUGUACAAAUUUGUAGGUAAGAUACAUCACCCACACAGCCAGAGUAACCAUGUACAUCAUAUGCAACUAAAAUUGUACCAGUGUGGCUGCUUUCAUUUUAAAGGAAAUACUUUGGUCUUUGUAAAUCUUUAUUAUUUUUUUGAUAGUGAUUUUAGUGGAAUGUAGUGUGUUUUGUUGACAAUUGGAAGUUUUCAAAUUUUAUUUUAGUGGUUGUGGUGAGCAGUCUCUAAAUUGAUGAAUUAUGUGGCUUAUAAGAUGGUCCUUGUACCCACAAUUUCCCAGAAAUCUGUCUUAAAGGAAAGUCAGGUUUUUAAGGUAAUGGGCUUGAAUAAUUUAAGGCAUUGCUGAUAGUAAAGGUGAGUUAAACACGUGAAUUUUGGUAAACCAUGCCUUAUAACACUAUGUACACAAAGAACAAUUAAGCUAUUUUGUUUCAAUUAUUUUCUAUUUUUCAUAAAUGCUAUUUUUUUUUUUUACCAUAGUUAAGGUGAGUUUGCCCUUAGUAUCAGAAAUGCCUGCUAAUUUCUCUAUUUCCCUAAUUAAAAAUAAGACCAAUGAAAUUUAUUGUGGCAUGAAGUUAAAGCAGCUACAAUUUUUAACCAAGCAAUAUUACUACUUUCCUAUUAAAAUAUUCUAAGCUUGUGAAUGGAUCUACAGAUGUGGGUGUCCUAGUGUUUCUUUGUGUAUGGUUGAGCAUGACAUACAUUCUCAUCUUUUAAUUGGAUGACCUAAUCAUGUGUGCCCAUCAAGUUUGGGGAUAUUUUGUACUCCCAAGCUAACUUCAGAGCCUUGCUGAAUAUUAACGUCCAACUUACCAUGUUUCAUCAUGACCCUUGCCACGCUGUUUUCCUUGAAGUGAAAAUGAUAGUGUGAGUGGCUUUUGGAGUGAAGUUUCUAAAUUUUAUUUAAAAAUGUGGAGCAUUGCAGUAACUGACUUUUUUUUUUGCAGUUUGUGUAUAUUUGGCUGGAUAAAAGUUAGGAUUGCAGUCAGAUUUAAAGGCUGGUGAAAGAUAAACAUCUGGCUUGUCACAAAUUCAUCUUACUCUUUGAGUAAGUGUGUGAGUGAGAGUGAGUGUGUGAGUGAGUGUGAGUGUGUGUGAGUGAGUGUGUGUUAGUUACCAUUUUGUUAAUAGCACAUGUCGAUUCAACACUAGGCCUGUGUGUGUGUGUGUGUGUGUGUGUGUGUGUGUGUGUGUGUGUGUGUGUGUGUGUGUGUAUAUGUGUGUGUGUGUGUGUGAGUGCGAGUGUGUGAGUAAGAGUGUGUGAGUGAGUGUGUGAGUGAGUGUGUGAGUGAGUGUGUGAGAGUGUGUGUGAGUGUGUGAGUGAGAGUGAGUGAGUGAGAGUGUGUGAGUGAGAGUGUGUGAGUGAGAGUGUGUGAGUGAGAGUGUGUGAGUGAGUGUGUGAGUGAGAGUGUGAGAGUGAGAGUGUGAGAGUGAGAGUGUGUGAGUGAGAGUGUGUGAGUGAGAGUGUGUGAGUGAGAGUGUGUGAGUGAGAGUGUGUGAGUGAGAGUGUGUGAGUGAGAGUGUGUGAGUGAGAGUGUGUGAGUGAGAGUGUGUGAGUGAGUGUGUGUGAGUGAGUGUGUGUGAGUGAGAGUGUGUGAGUGAGUGUGUGUGAGUGAGAGUGUGUGAGUGAGAGUGUGUGAGAGUGUGUGAGUGAGUGUGUGUGAGUGAGUGUGUGUGAGUGAGUGUGUGUGAGUGAGAGUGUGUGAGUGAGAGUGUGUGAGUGAGAGUGUGUGAGUGAGAGUGUGUGAGUGAGAGUGUGUGAGUGAGAGUGUGUGAGUGAGAGUGUGUGAGUGAGAGUGUGUGAGUGAGAGUGUGUGAGUGAGAGUGUGUGAGUGAGAGUGUGUGAGUGAGAGUGUGUGAGUGAGAGUGUGAGAGUGAGAGUGUGAGAGUGAGAGUGUGAGAGUGAGAGUGUGAGAGUGAGGGUGUGUGAGUGAGGGUGUGUGAGUGAGGUGUGUGUGAGUGAGUGUGUGUGAGAGUGAGUGUGUGUGAGAGUGAGGUGUGUGUGAGAGUGAGUGUGUGUGAGAGUGAGAGUGUGUGAGAGCAUGUGUGUGAGUGAGUGUGUGGUGUGUGAGUGUGUGAGUGUGUGUGUGAGUGUGUGUGUGUGAGUGUUAGUGUGAGUGUGUGUGUGUGUGUUUGUGUGUGUGUGUGUGUGGUGUGUGUGUGUGUGUGUGUGUGUGUGUGUGUGUGUUACCAUUUUGUCCAUAGCACAUGUCGAUUCGACACUAGGCCUGUGUGUGUGAAUUAGGCAUUAGAACUGAUAAUCUAAAAUCAUUGAAUGUUUGAAAUUAUUAUUUAGAUCAGCAGUAUAAUCUAAUUAAAAAUCUCUUUAAAAAGUAUACAUUAAUGUAGUAUACCCACAAAGAGCUUUCACCCUAUGGGAUGAAAGUACUUAAGAGGAUUACUGUAUUGUUUUCAUUAUGGUUAUAAUGCAUAUUUGAGAUUGCCUGUUUUUGGUGAUUUUUACAUUUACAAUUUUAUUAUUUUGUAAAUGUGUACAGAUAUGCAGUUUACAUUUAUAAUGU